CCCGCGAGCGUCUGGAGGAAACCGAAGCCCAGAAGCAGGAGCGCCUCGACAAGAUGAAGGGCGCCGUCCGGACCCUGCUCGAAUGCAUCGGCGAGGACCCGGACCGCGAAGGUCUCCUCGCCACGCCCGAGCGCUACGCCAAGGCCAUGCUCUUCCUGACCAAGGGCUACCAGGAGAACGUGCGCGACAUUGUCAACGGGGCCAUCUUCCAGGAGGGCCACAACGAGAUGGUGAUUGUCAAGGACAUUGAGGUCUUUUCCAUGUGCGAGCACCACCUGGUCCCCUUCACGGGCAAGAUGCAUAUCGGGUACAUCCCCAGCAACGCAGUGAUUGGCAUCAGCAAGCUGCCGCGGAUUGCGGAGCUGUUUGCGCGCCGGCUGCAGAUCCAGGAGCGGUUGACCAAGGAGGUGGCGAAUGCCAUUAUGGAAAUCCUCAAGCCGCAGGGUGUCGCGGUCGUCAUGGAGAGCAGCCAUUUGUGCAUGGUCAUGAGAGGCGUCCAGAAGACGACGAGCAGUACCAUUACCAGCUGUGUGUUGGGGUGCUUUGAGUCGAGGGAGAAGACGAGGCUCGAGUUCUUGAGCUUGAUUGGUGUCAACCGUUAAGCUUGCUUUCCUAGAGAGCAGGUCGUGCUUCAUUCGGAUAUACCACCGUUAGUCGAGCGCGGCCUUGUUCUAGCUGGGGAUACUGGUAUCAACAAAAGAGAAAGGAAAAGGGAAAAAGGGAAAAAGGAGGAGGAAAAGUACAAAAAGGGAACUGGAUCUUUACAUACACACACAGGGAGGAUCUGCCUCAACGGCAUGCCAAUUUCUUCACAUAUUUCUUUCAAGCAUGCAAACAUGUUGCAUCAAUCUGGCGUUCAAGGGGGCUUCAACCGGGCAAAUUCAUAUAACAGCGAGGAUCUCAACAUCAAGGCGGGGGGCGGCGAGAAAUCUACUUCUUCAGAAAAUAACAGUAUGGCAUGUUUGUCUAUAUAAUCUCUCUUUAUAUCCCCUUUUGGCGUUCGCUAUGUUGCUUGCUUUCAACAUUAAUGCAUCAACAUUCCUCUCG
Neurospora tetrasperma FGSC 2508 is the source of this 1047-nucleotide messenger RNA. Its product is annotated as GTP cyclohydrolase I. Gene Ontology annotation, biological process: tetrahydrobiopterin biosynthetic process; tetrahydrofolate biosynthetic process. The record is from RefSeq and is a predicted model, not a curated record. Gene Ontology annotation, molecular function: zinc ion binding; GTP binding; GTP cyclohydrolase I activity. The transcript has a single exon. Bases 54 to 602 code for a protein of 182 amino acids. Gene Ontology annotation, cellular component: cytoplasm. Lineage: Eukaryota; Fungi; Ascomycota; Sordariomycetes; Sordariales; Sordariaceae.